CGAUAACCACGACGACCAGCAUCUCCACAAGGACGCGGAUCAUCACCCUCUGCAUGAUUCGUAAGCGCGCUCACUCCGAGGACUCUCACGCCGACUGUCUGCCCGCGCCCGCGCCAAAGAGGCAGAAGCCGGCGGUCCUCCCUCACACCCCCGAGACGCUCGCCGACUCGCACUCCAGCCCAGCGCAACCCAAAGCCAGCCCUUCGUCGCCCCACGCCAGUCCAUCCCUGCCGCACGCGCCCCUCACGCACGAGAACCUCCGAAAGUGGGAGCAGUCGAUCGCCUCAUCCACCCAGCCGAAGUCGCGUCCGCCCAUGACAGGCUCGACAACGUCAGACGGUGGGAGCAGCACCACCGUCGACGAACGCGCCAAGCUCGAGGCUUACGGCAUCUUCCCCACGUCCGACGCCGCCCUGCCACCGCUGCUCGACACACACGUGAUAGACGUCAUCCGGCGGGCGCGAGACGGGCCGCUCUCGCCCGCUGCGAGACUCGUCGCGCGCAACCAGAAACGAGCACAGGCUGCAAACGAGGCCACGGGCAUCUCCUACCUGGCGCCUCACCUGCUCUUCCUGGGAGAGGCAGACGAUGGCGAGCCGUACGUCCACCGUGUCAAGAACUGCAACCUGAACCGCCAGUUUCUGCCCUCCGCGCCCGACGCCUUCAUCCACGCCCAGGUCGGCAAGCUCAGCCAGCCACAGCCAGACGACGCCAUCGGCUACAUUCCCGUCCAUGUCGCCGCGUCCAGCGACGUCACAAACUGCCCUCUGACACGUGACGAGGAGGCUGUCAUCAUGCGCGACCUGCUCACUCCCGACCUGCACUUUCCCUUCCUCACCUGCCAGUGGAAGAGCGCCAAGGGACGCGACAAGCACUGGCACGCCAUGCAUCAGAGUGCUCGAGACGGCGCAGCCAUCAUUAACCAUCUGCACGCCUUUUACACCGAAGCUGGCAUCUCUCCAUCCGUCGUCGACACAUGUCACUUCUCCCUUACGUGCGACUUCGAGUCGGCGUAUCUGUUCGUGCAUUGGCGGGAGGACGACCAAGCCAAAUCGCCAACUUACCACAUGAAGAAGAUCGAGCAGUCGUUCCUGCGCGACCUGCACGACCCCAACAAUCCUACCAUGGUCUGCUUGCGAGGUCGGCUGCGCAACAUCCUCGACUUCGCGCUAGGACCUCGCCUCGAUCGCAUCAAAGCGACUAUCCCAAUACUCAAGGCCGUCAAGGCGCAGAAGCGCGCUCGUGUCUCGCCUACGCGCAGAAUGUCCAAGAUGUCUCACACCACCGCGUCUGACCAGGGAUAUGGUGGGAGUAUCAAUCUGUUUACAGGUACGCCUAGUCUGCCGCCACCGAGCCCAACAACCUCGCCUGAUCCGAAAAGGCGCCGGUGUUGAGAAUAGGCGUGCAGAUGUUGGGGGUCGGCCUAAACUAAUAUAGCUCAGAGAAUAAAGCAAGCGAAUCCAGCUGGGGAUGAGUAGAUGCAGGAUAGAUUUUGAACAGGAAAUCGCGCCUUGUAGGCAUAAAAAUAAGCACAAGAAUUGAUAAGAUUAAUAUAACUAUCUACAGUAACAAUAAAAUCUUUUA
Molecule: messenger RNA, 1584 nt
Organism: Dothidotthia symphoricarpi CBS 119687
Lineage: Eukaryota; Fungi; Ascomycota; Dothideomycetes; Pleosporales; Dothidotthiaceae
Exons: 1
Coding region: 54-1394 (446 amino acids)
Source: RefSeq, a predicted model, not a curated record